Octopus bimaculoides (California two-spot octopus) is the source of this 1943-nucleotide messenger RNA. RefSeq lists its product as uncharacterized. NCBI's taxonomy places the organism in Eukaryota, Metazoa, Mollusca, Cephalopoda, Octopoda, Octopodidae. The record is from RefSeq and is a predicted model, not a curated record. Gene Ontology annotation, molecular function: G protein-coupled receptor activity; cAMP binding. Gene Ontology annotation, cellular component: plasma membrane. Gene Ontology annotation, biological process: adenylate cyclase-activating G protein-coupled receptor signaling pathway; cell surface receptor signaling pathway.
AUGAAUGGUGUAGUCCUCGUAAAGUUGAUAGUUAAUCUAUAUUAGUUUGAUAUUAGGAGGAGAAAUUUGAAUUUUGGAUCAGGGAGAGAGAUUGAGAGAGAGAGAGAGAGAGACAGAGAGAGAGAGAGAGAGAGAGAGAGAUAAAUCCUGUUGGUAUAGAGUGGAAGAGAGAAGGAUAGAUGAAACGUAAAGGAUUAAGUACAAAAAGCUGUACGUGUUGAGGGAGAUGCUAUAGAAUAAAAGAGAGACAAGAUGAAAAAGUGGCAAGAUACAACACACUGUAGAAAGUAAAAAGAAUAAAAAAAAGAAAGGUAAAGCCUUACAUAACAGUGAAGGGGUUCUAUGUAACAUGGCAUGAGAGAAAAGCAGAACGAGAAAGGAUAAAUAAAUGCAGGAGUUAGCUUCAUUGGAAAAGAAUUACGGAGCGAGGAAAGUGAAAGACAAAGCAAAUUAGAUUAAAUAAUAAAUACUUAUGAAGAUAUAAGCAAUAAUGAAAUAGACAGAUUUAAAAAGAGAUAUAGAUAGUGGAUGAGAAAAAGAGUGUGAGAGAGAGACUAGAAUAGAAAGUAUGAAAGAUAGAGAGAGACGAGAAUAGAAAGUAUGAAAGAUAGAGAGAGAAAGAAAGAGUGAGAGAGAGAGCGAGCCGGACAGACAGACAGAGAAUGUUGUGAGGAACGGGAGAGCGAGAGGGUGAGAUAUUAAGAACAGUGAACAGUCGUCAUUCACAAAUUUUCAAUGGACGGACAUACAACGUCUGAUUAUAACUCAACCGUCGAACCGUUUGAUUUAGAAAUUGGAGGACUAUGUACCAUUUUUGAGGAAAAUCCACACUAUUGUGAUAUUAUAAUUGCUGUCCGACGGGCGACUGCUUGCAUUUCACUGAUAGGAUGUUUAUUUAUGAUUUCAGUAAUGUGGCUGUUUCGACGUUAUCUGGCAUUAGCCCAGAGACUUAUACUUUAUCUUAGUAUUGGAGCAUUAUUGGACUGUGUAGCCUACCUAAUGGGUGGCUUGCAUCCAGAUGGACCACUUUGUAAUUUUCAAGGAUUUUGGCUGACAUAUUUUGACUGGACAGUAUUGUUAUGGGUGAGCUGUAUAACUUUCAAUUUAUAUAUGAAUGUGGUUCGAGCAACAGAAACUGAAAAGUUUGAAUGUUGCAGCUGGAUCGUUGAAAACUGGAAGUGGAGAGUUGGCAUCUGGUAUGGACCAUUAUUUGCAAUUAUUGCCCUCCUGUUUGUCACCUACAUCUAUAUUGUGAUCACUCUUUCAAGAAAGGCAUCAACUUGGGAAGGCACUUAUGAUCCUGACACUGAAAGGAAUAAGCAAAUGCUGAAAGAAGACAUAAAGCCUUUAAGGGGCUAUCCCUUUGUUUACUUAGCAGUUUCCAUUUUUCCAUUGGUGAAUAGAAUUCAAAAUGCCAUCAGCAGUGGGAAUCCUGUUUUUACAUUAGUUCUACUUGCAUCAAUCUCCAGUCCUUUACAUGGUGCUCUAAAUGCUAUUGUGUUUGGAAUGGACAGAAGCAUAUUUCAACAACUUACACCUUCACAAAUAAAGGUAGCUGUUCAGAGCCAUUUUUAUCGAGGCCAAGAGAUUCGAGAAUACCCAGUUACUUAUCGAUCGAGUGAUAUAUAUGGACACACAAGUCAAGAUUUUCAAGUACCACGAUAUAAUCAUGUGUCUUAUUCAAAACUCUGCUAAUUUUAGCAUAUUUCUGUAAAACAGUUCACUCACUAUAUGCUGUGAUGUUAAUACAUUCCCUAAACAUGGAUUUGUUUGAGGACAGGAGAGUCUCACAGUAUAACUUGAAUUUGAUUACCCAUUAUGUGUGUGUGUUUGGCUGGGGCUGUAUAUAUGUAUGAAUGAAUGUCUAUGUAUGUGUAUAUGUGUGUGUAUAUAUGUAUAUAUAUAUAUAUACACAUACAUACAUUUGUGUAUAUGUGUGUAUG